UGUUUAUUUCUAGACAGAAUGACUUCAAUUAAGGACAAAGUUGUGAUUAUUACAGGAGCUAGUUCUGGAAUUGGUGAGGCAACAGCAUUGUUGUUGGCAACUUUCGAUGUAAAAUUAGUUUUAGCAGCAAGAAAUGAAGAAAGGUUAAAUGCUGUUUCAAAUGAUUGUCAGACCAAAGGAUUAUCUGCUGAAAAGAUCAUAGUUAUAAGAUGCGAUGUUGUUAAGCAAGACGAUUUAGAUCAGCUGAUACAUAAAACCCUAUCUACAUUUGGACAGAUUGAUGCCUUGGUGAACAAUGCUGGUAGCGGUAAUUAUAAAAAGAUGAUGGAAACAACACCGGAAAUAUUAGAAAGUAUUCUUGAUAUUAAUGUUAAAGCACCAUUUAACUUGUCACAAAAGUGUGCACCUUUUCUUAUUAAGACACAAGGUAGCAUAGUUAAUGUGUCAAGUAUAGCUGGACAAAGACCGAGUGGAGUCUGUCCUGCUUACUGUAUGUCCAAAGCAGCGCUGGACAUGUCCACUAAGUGUUUAGCCUUAGAGCUUGCAUCCCACAAAGUUAGAGUUAAUUCAGUGAAUCCAGGUGUCAUAAUUACGGAUUUUCAGAGGCGUGCUGGUAUGUCAGAGGAAAAUUAUGCAAAAUAUUUAGAGAGGCAAAAACAACUUCAACCACUCGGAGGUGCAGCUAAGCCAAUAGAAGUUGCUAAAACUAUUAAAUUUUUGUUGAGUGAUGACUCCUCCUUUGUUACUGGAGAACUGUUGUUUGUCGAUGGAGGACGACAUUGCUUGUCCCCUGUAUAAACAUUAUCAGGCCUUUAACAUUCUUAAAGAACCUAUCAGAUAAAUAACAAAUAUAACUUGAUAUUUCUUGCUGUUGCCAUAUCUUACCAAAAUAUUUGAAAAUAAAAUAUUGCCAUUUUUUUUACAUUUACUUUUCUACUGAUGGAAUUUUUGUUAUAUCAUUUUCUUUUAUAUAAAGCAUAGAUUUAUACAUUCUAGAUCCAUCAUAUGUCGUUUAGAAUAAAAAAGUUCACUAAAUUGCUUGU
Mytilus californianus (California mussel) is the source of this 1043-nucleotide messenger RNA. RefSeq names its product 3-oxoacyl-[acyl-carrier-protein] reductase FabG-like. Lineage: Eukaryota; Metazoa; Mollusca; Bivalvia; Mytilida; Mytilidae. The record is from RefSeq and is a predicted model, not a curated record. Bases 19 to 798 code for a protein of 259 amino acids. The transcript is spliced from 9 exons.